Molecule: messenger RNA, 4795 nt
Organism: Cheilinus undulatus (humphead wrasse)
Lineage: Eukaryota; Metazoa; Chordata; Actinopteri; Labriformes; Labridae
Gene: phactr4b
Product: phosphatase and actin regulator 4b
Exons: 14
Coding region: 655-3318 (887 amino acids)
Biological process (GO): neural crest cell migration; actin cytoskeleton organization
Molecular function (GO): actin binding
Source: RefSeq, a predicted model, not a curated record
CUCAGCUGUAGUGCCACCGCACACCAGACUGCCUCUCAAUGCUGCAGGAACAAUGACACGCUGGGAGUUGUUAUUUGUGUCUGUGAAGAACAAAUCUGAGCUUUCUUCAAUGUGAUAAUCAAGUUGGAUGUACAUCACUUUUUGUCCUUUUUUGUGUUUUUUUGUGUCGUUGGAUUUUCGCCUUUUAUAACCAGGAGUCUGACUAAUGUACAGGUCUCCUUAGGAUGUGUGCAGUCAUCUUGUUCAAAUAGAUGCCUGCUGUAUGGGCUGAGUUCUGUGUGAUCAUCAUCUCUGCAGUGCUCUGGAGUGUGCGGGCCUGGCACAGGCAGCUCUUAUCCUGCUUCACUGGCUUCAGCUGAGCCACAGUGUCAGCGGCUGCUGUGACAGAGCAGUCUGCUGUUUGAGAACCUCAGCUCUGGUUCACAGGGAAACUGCCUCCAGCAACAAAGCUUAAUCUGGAUGUUAUGGCAGCUGGUUUGAAUCCUCAGAUUUCGACUUUGCCAAGAUAAGCUGGAUUUCCAUGGUGCGGACAUGUCUGUUGAACCUGGACCCUCUCUGCUGUAGAUUCAAACAGCUCUCUGCUACUUGUCUUCCAGUGUUGGGAUAAAUACUGGACUGUUGCUUUGUGAUUUUCCAAAUGCUCUCUGCUUCCCCAUGGCAUGCUGCUUCAAAUCCCGCCACCAUGGAAGCUGGACGCUUGACACACCUCUUCAAGAUGAUGACGCUGAGCAGCACCACAGCACUAUGGUGGGAGAAGGUGGCAGCACAGGGGACAGCACCCCAAAGCGCAAGGGCAAGUUCUCUACCCUUGGAAAGAUCUUCAAACCGUGGAAGUGGCGGAAGAAGAAAAGCAGCGAGAGAUUCAAGGAAACUUCAGAAGAGCUGGAGAGAAAGAUGUCGACGAGGCGUACACGGCAGGAGCUUAUCGAACAGGGAGUGCUGAAGGAGGUCCCGGACAACGAUGCAGACACACAAACCCCAAAACAGCCCUACAUUAAGAACGGACACACUCUGCCUCUGAGCUCUGGAGUGGGUGGAGGCGGAGGAGGUGUGAUCAAUAUAAGGAGCCCCUGUAACCAGGGCAAACUACCCUUGGAGUCGGACUAUCGGUUGAACCCAGCCUGGCUCAGUCAGGCGGAUGAAGGCAGGGGUCGUUCUCCCUCAGACGGUGAACGUCGGGGUGUUCUGGGCUCCAGAGGAACAGGACUGCAUGAAGACGGGUGGAGAGGGGGAGGGGGAGGGACACGGGCUCAUAUUGAGGGCGAGUGGAAACCUAACAUGGUCUGGCAGGGCCAAAUUCACGGCCAGAUGGAGGACUGCAGACGAGGGGGGAGACUUCACCCCGAGGAUGGCCAGAAGAGACCUGGGCUGCAGAAGGCCCCAUCAGAAGACGGCAGGAAGAGCCGGCCUGCUGAAGCAGACUGGAGGCCAACGCUCCCUCGACAUGCAUCUGCUGAGGAGGGACGAGCCCGCAGAGAGUCAGAGAGCCCUUUCAUCCCUGACCCGGAGGCCCUACGUGACACUCUGCGUGAACCUCUGCCGCCUAAACAGUCCGUCAUGCCUCCAAAAUGGCUGAUGACCUCACCCGCUGAGCCUGGCAGCAAAGGUUCACCUCGCACCCCGUCCAACCACCCAACCACCCAGUACCCCUCUCCUUCCGCCUCCUCCUCCUCCUCCUCCAAACCCGUGCGCUCUGUCUCCUCAGCCGGAGCGUCUACCCAGCAGUCUUCAGCUUUAGCCCCUACAUCCUCCUCUCAGGGCACCAAGCAGCCCCCGCUGCCUCCGCCCAAGCCCGUGAACCGAGGCAACGCUGCCAUGCUGGUCUCCGCCCUGCAGGGGGGAGAGAACGCUCAGCUUCCACUCUACUGGUCCUGCUGGAAGCGAGAAUGCGACUACGAUGUCUACCUGUCCUUACCUGUGUACCUGUGCCGGCGGGCCGGAGGCCUGCGCUCAGGUGACUUCAUACAAGGAGGAGCCAGUCUUGUGCCAGCCAAGCCCUCUCCUCCCAUGCCUCCUAAAAGAACCACCCCGGUCACCAAACGCACGCCAGAGGACUCCUGUGUUUCAAGCCAUUCCAUUAACCCCUCGCCACUUUCUCUGGAAGACCACAGCAGCCUCUCUGUCAGCUUCCAGCUGCCCCCCCCUCCUCCCUCACCUCCCCUUCCAACACAUAUACCACCAUCUCCUCCCCGCCAACACAUACACACCCACCAUCUACACCAUCAGCACUCUUACCCCCACCCCCUCCCUCAGCCCAUUCCCAUGCUGUUUGACCCGCCAAGUCCAACCAAUGAGUCUCCUCAGCGGCCAGCACCUGUCCCGCUGCAUAUCAUGAUCCAGCGAGCCCUGUCCAGCCCCGGCCCAGCUCAGCCACAUCCAGACGGGCUACAGCGAGCUCACACGCUGCUUUUUGAAACGCCUCCUGAGUACCAAGGAGACCGUGGGCGUCCUCUUCCUGUCAGCAUCCAACCCCUGAAACUAUCUGAGGAUGACUACUCAGAGGAAGAAGAAGAAGAAGAAGAUGAUGAGGAAGAGGAAGAAUACGAUGGGGAGAUCCCCCAGCCAGAGCUGGAACCCCGGAGUCGCAGAUGCUUGGUGGGAGACACUGGUGUUUGUGUGGGGGGAAACAGUAGUGAGGAGGAGGAAGAAGAGGAUGAGGAUGAGGAUGAGGAAGGAGGGCAUGACAUGCAUGAUGACAGUGACUCUGAAGGUCCUGUGCUUUAUAAAGAUGACGAUUCAGAUGAAGAUGAAGAGGAUGAGCCGCCUCCAAGUGCUCUGGCCAGCAGGGUCAAAAGAAAGGACACCCUGGCUCUGAAGCUGAGCAGCCGUCCCUCAGCCCCAGACAGGGACAGGUUCAACCAGGACAGAAGCAGCAGGGACGACCAACCUCCAGGCCAGACUGGCCUCACCUGGCAGAGCAGGGAGCAGUGGGAGGCCAUCCGCACACAAAUCGGCACCGCGCUCACAAGGCGACUUAGCCAGAGACCUACUGCUGAGGAGCUGGAGCAAAGAAACAUCCUUCAGCCCAAAAACCAGGCUGACAGACAGGCUGAGGUCAGAGAGAUUAAGCGGCGGCUGACCCGGAAGCUGAGUCAAAGACCCACGGUGGCAGAACUACAGGCAAGGAAAAUCCUGCGUUUCCACGAGUAUGUGGAAGUCACAGAUGCUCAAGACUACGAUCGCAGAGCAGACAAGCCGUGGACUAAGCUGACUCCUGCUGACAAGGCGGCUAUCAGGAAGGAGCUCAACGACUAUAAGAGCACUGAAAUGGAGGUCCAUGAAGAGAGCAGAAUCUACACAAGGUUUCAUCGGCCUUAGCCCCCCCUCCUUGGAUAAUGAAGCACUUAACUCUGUGAGGCAAACAGCUGCUCUCUAUGCAGAUAGACAUUUUUAUGUUUCCAGAAUGUAAUGUACAGAUUAUCAGGGAAAGCCUACAACUGACUGAAAACAAGAACACUUCUUGCUUGCCCUCCAUCGCCCUCCCACUACAUCGCUUACACUAUACUGAGGAGGAGGUGGGUGAGGAGCAGAUGCAGUAUUUCUCCCUGGCGACAGGGGGAACCACGUGCCAAUGAAGAGGAGGAGAUGCAGAGGACCUACAGGGCUUACUCUCAGUCUGCUGUUGUGUGGUACCCCUCAGGGACUCUGAGCUAGUUACAACCUUUAAUGCGGCCUCAUUCUGUGUUGCCUUUUUUCCUCUUUACUGUAAAUGCAGAAGCUCAUUCAUCUUGUUCAUGUAAUGACAUACAAUAGUAAUAAUGAUAACUUAUAAUACUCCACACAGUAAUAAUAGAUAAGAGACAAAUGCUGAGGGCAGGUUGGAGGAUGAAGACUGGGAUACUCUGCUAUAGGACUGGACAUCUCUGGGAUAUUGUGUAUGUUUUAUAUAAAUUGUGUACAGACUCCUGUUGUUAUACUUUAGGAUGAUACUUGGAAAGGUCUAAUUACAAAAUAUUCUGUAAUGCACAAGAUAUUUUAUAUUGUAAUUUUGAUCACGAGUAGUGGCGGGUUUUAUUUGAGCUUUUUUAUGAUUUGGCUUGCCUGUAUUUAUGGUUGUGAUGUGAGGUGGCCAUUUAAGCGUGAGUUAAGAAAUAGGAAAGUGUGAAGGUCAGGAGGCUUUUUCUGUGUCUUUUAUUCUUUAUGUGCCAACAAACGCGAUGCCUAAAGGACUAAAGGAUACUGGUUUUCUUACCACUAAUUUCUGCAAUCCACCACAUGAGCCAACACAGACUCCAUCUGGAUACUCUCUUCAUUUAUACUUUUUUAUGAGUUUUUGUACUUCCCUUUAAAGAUCGAACAUGCAAUGUAUUCUGUAGCCAUUUUGAAUAGGAUCAAGCUAGCUAGUUGAACGUAAGUUGAUGUGAGUUUAGAUCAGGGAAUUAUCAAAAAAAGAAAAAAAAAUCAGAAUAUGUGUAAACGGUCAACAGGGAGUCAUUCUGGCUGGAUCCUUUUGAAAUUACAGAAGUGUUUUUAUCAUCUCUUGUCUGGCCAGUAGCUUACAGGGUUCUCCAUGCUGUGUACAGGUUAAUAUAGGUUUAACCGAUGCUUGUGUAUAUUUUGUCUUCCUUUCAUUUCAAAAGAAAAUUUUAAAUAUAAAACUAUUAUAGGUUGCUAUUUUUUUAAGCACAAAACAUCAGUUGAUGAUUAAAUGCUACAAGAAUGGGAAUAUGAAAGUGUAACUUUUCUGUAAAACUAAGUUCAUUUUUAAUUGAAUGUGGAAUUGUAUGGACUGACUUUUCUUUUUAUUUGUAAAUAGUCACAUCUGGAUCUAAUUAAACUAAUUACAAUUCCUUGA